This is a messenger RNA of Nelumbo nucifera (sacred lotus), 1805 nucleotides long. RefSeq names its product exonuclease DPD1, chloroplastic/mitochondrial-like. Gene Ontology annotation, biological process: DNA catabolic process. Gene Ontology annotation, molecular function: 3'-5'-DNA exonuclease activity; nucleic acid binding. Gene Ontology annotation, cellular component: cytoplasm. Lineage: Eukaryota; Viridiplantae; Streptophyta; Magnoliopsida; Proteales; Nelumbonaceae. The record is from RefSeq and is a predicted model, not a curated record.
GAAGAUCCGUGGUCUGGGGGCUCAUUAAUUUCUGAGCGCUCUAUCUGUCUCCCAUUUUUUCUCGCCAUUACCUCCGAUUCUCCGAAACCCGCUGAACAACGACUCCUGUCUCUCUCACUCGGCUCACUCCCUCCAUCCCCUUUAUCAAUGUACUGUAAUAACAAAUGAACUUUUCUCCACGAAUGCUGUGUCUCAUCCCGACGAACGACCAGGACAUGUUGCUGGUUGCAAUUUUACUGUCUUAACAUUCAAGUCAAGAUGAAGGCAGGCCCACUGUGGAAGCUCAGGUUUCUCCUAUGAAUUCAUUAUGAAGCCUCUAAUCUCCAUAAUUGCAUAUCUACAGUGGAGCUAAGCUAAAACUGUUCUCUUUCCUAGAUGUAUACAUAACGACAUGUUGCUGGUUGCAAUUUUACUGUCUUAACAUUCAAGUCAAGAUGAAGGCAGGCCCAUUGUGUUUUUCAGUUUUACAACACGAGAGGCGCAGAGUCUCAUCUUUAUUGAAAAGAAGCCCUUUCCUAAAACCAAGGACACAGGCAGGUUUUUGGUCAGAGAACUUCAACACCUUGAGAGGGAGAGUUGGAAACAUUUGUAGCUUUUAUCUGAAUGGAUCCGGUACCCAUGGUCCUUCUGUAAGGGGAUACUAUAGUGGAAAAUGGAAGCAACAUUAUAUGACAAUGAAAAUAGGAGGAAAUGAGAGCACCCAGAGCAUUAAACUGUAUAGCUUCAAGCAUGAAGUCUUUGACAGAAAAGUUACAGUAGGCACCAAGUUUACCAUAAAUAAGUCAGAGAAUGGAGAGUCUGAAAGAGUUGAAUACUGUGAUAUUCAACAGAAGAUUGCUGAUAGUAGGGUAUUAGAUCAACAUGUAACAUUUUUCGUUUUUGAUAUUGAAACCACUGGAUUGAGCAGAAAGAAUGAGCGAAUCAUUGAAAUUGCUAUUCAGGAUCUCCUAGGGGGCAAGAACAGUACUUUCCAGACCCUAGUCAACCCUGAACGUGUUGUCCUCAAUUCACAUGUUCAUGGCAUCACAACCAGUAUGGUUAACAGACCUGAUGUUCCAAGGAUGGGGGACUUGAUUCCAAUCUUAAAGGAAUAUGUCAAAAGCCGCCAAAAACCUGGGGGCAUCAUUGUAUGGGCUGCUCACAAUGCACGCAGUUUUGAUGUGCCCUUUCUGAUCAAGGAGUUCAGCCGCUGCUCCAUUGAGAUUCCUCCAGAUUGGGUGUUUUUAGACACACUUCCUCUUGCUCGGCUGUUGAUGAAGCCAGAUGGAUCAAAACUUGAUUCAAUAUCUCAGCAAUCACUUCGUGAGUACUAUGGAAUACCAAUGGUGGGUUCAGCCCACAGAGCCAUGUCGGAUGUCCAAACGUUGUCGCGAAUAUUACAGAAGAUGACUUUUGACCUGAAGAUGCCAAUCGUGAGCCUUGUCGAAAGAUGUUUCAAGGCUUCUGACCUGAUUAACACAAAGAAGAGCGUGACCUAGCCUUCUUUCUCGGAUGUCGCUCCUGUACACAGGAGCAGAGCGGCAGCAGCACUAGCGCAAACCCCAACCCAUAUAGUUGCUUUUGUGAUGUGUAACUAUUGAUUGUAAUUUAGAUUUUCUCAUUUCUUUCAAUAGGGACUUCCAAGCUAUUCUGUGAAUACGCUUGUUCAUGCUCACGGGCUAGGCCGGGCUCGGCCCAACCCAACCAUUUGGGCCUAGAUUUUGAGCCCGAGUCCAGCCCUUGUAUAAAGCUUGAAGCCCAACCAAAAAAUUGGGCAGGAAGUUUUUUUUUUAUAUUUUUAUUCAACGAUAAAAAUGAUUUAUUUA